Messenger RNA from Megalops cyprinoides (Indo-Pacific tarpon), 2321 nucleotides. RefSeq names its product solute carrier family 35 member A4 (gene slc35a4). NCBI's taxonomy places the organism in Eukaryota, Metazoa, Chordata, Actinopteri, Elopiformes, Megalopidae. Gene Ontology annotation, molecular function: pyrimidine nucleotide-sugar transmembrane transporter activity. The transcript has a single exon. Bases 835 to 1815 code for a protein of 326 amino acids. Gene Ontology annotation, cellular component: Golgi membrane. The record is from RefSeq and is a predicted model, not a curated record. Gene Ontology annotation, biological process: pyrimidine nucleotide-sugar transmembrane transport.
CUCGCAAACUGGAAAAUAAUGUAUUAUAUUUAAAUGGAGGAGUGUUGUAAGUUUUGGGUCAAAGUGCAAGAAAGGCUACAUUAACAGUGAACAGGAAAGAAAUGAAGCAGCAGCAAUCUGGGUCCACAAUGUCAUCUGUAAAGUCCCUGCCCGUGAGCAUGUGCAGUGAUUUUUGCCCCAGACGUGUCAGUUCACAGGUUGUUUUCUGAACUCUUACAUCAGACUGAAGGUAAUCACUGUGUCCAUGACACUGGAAGAACAGCUUUGUUCACUUGGCCUUAAGAAACUGCUCAGCAUAGCUGCUUAUUUGGUCCAUGAAGAGGAACCAUCUUAUUACCAUUUCAAGACUUUUCCAUGUUUAUGAUGUGUUUCCGUCAGCUUUUUGCCAUUUUAAACAAACAUAACAAGAGAAUCAGAGGUUUAUAGCACGUCAUGUAUUAGCUGCAUUUCAGCUUCACUGCUUCCUAUAAACUGAGUCUGGGGGCUUCUGUCCUCUGAAUGACCAUAUUCAAUCAAAUAUAAGGAACCAUUCUUAAAAAAAAUCAAAGUUAACAUGCCAUAUCUGUAUUAGAUGUGUACAUUUUAAACUUCUGUUAUAUUCUUGCAAAAAACAUGUAGCAGCAACAGCUAAAACAGGCACUAUUUUAAAAAUGUUGAUGUUAUUUAAAAAUUUAUUAACAGUAAAGUCUAAUUAUUCAUCUGGCUGCAGUAUAGUGCUUCCACAGGUUAGUGGAUGUAAAGAGAUAUGUUAUUAGAAUUAUAACUGAGCCACUCAGGUGAUGCAGUGUUGCACUAGUUAAUGACUGUCCCCCAACACUCUCCCCUCCUUUGAGAAUGAUUUUCAUUCCAAAUGUUGGGUCUGAUGACCCUUCACCUCCGAGGAGGCGCUGGACGAGGGCAGCGGGGUGGGGUGCCCUCCUGACCCUCUCUGUCGUCAUCUAUGGCUCCCACGCCCCCCUCAUCGCCCUGACCAAGGUGGACGGGCGAGUACCCUUCAGCCCCUCGUCCUGUGUGGUGAUGAUUGAGCUGACCAAGCUGCUGGUCUCCCUGGCCCUGUUGGUGACCCGGGACCUGCACACCCUGGGCGUGUCCGUGUCCUGGCGCCACGUGGUGCCCUACGCCCUGCCCGCCCUCCUCUACGCCCUCAACAACAACCUGGUGGUGUUCAUGCAGGCCCACAUGGACCCCAGCACCUUCCAGGUUCUCAGCAACCUGAAGAUCGCCUCCACCGCCCUGCUCUACUCCUUCUGCCUGGGGAAGAGGCUGCGGCCCAAGCAGUGGCUGGCCCUGAGCCUGCUCAUGGGGGCUGGGGUGUGUCACAGCUACAGCAGCCUGGAGGUGGAGGAGGAAGGGAGGGGAGGAGGGGACGCCCCUGGGAUUCGGCUCCACGUCUCCGCCUGGGGUCUCCUGCUGGUGCUCACCUACUGCCUGAUAUCGGGGCUGGCCGCCGUGUACACCGAGCUCAUCCUUAAAACCCAGCGGCUGCCGCUCAGCUUGCAGAACCUCUUCCUGUACGUUUUCGGCGUGACGGUGAACGGGGCAGCCCACGUCUCCGGCGCCACGGGCGACCGGGGCUUCCUGGAGGGUUACUCCGCGGCGGUGUGGGUCAUCGUGGCAGGACAGGCCACCAACGGUCUGCUGAUGGCCGUGGUCAUGAAGCACGGCAGCAACAUCACCCGCCUCUUUAUUAUUUCCUGCUCCAUGCUGGUCAACACCGCCCUCUCUUGGGCGAUACUGGGACUGCAGCUUACGCCGAUCUUUCUACUGGCUGUGCUGAUGAUCGGGUUGGCUGCUCACCUGUAUUAUGGAACAUAGCACUCACACUAUCCUUCCUGUUUUAGUAGCAAAAACAGGGGCAGCACGGCUAAGCAGAACAAUACCAGUGUGAUACCGCAAGGUUUUUUAUUAUGACAUUAAAGUUCCACACACAUCAUCAGUCCCAACAAAAUCAUUUCUUUCGCUCACUUGUGUUGUGUGCCAGUCAACUUUCCACUGAUUCAUUGUCAUAUUUUGCUUGUUUUUUUUUCUUCCACUUAGUUUACACAAGUUCAGAGAAAGUGAAAUGUAAAUCAAGUUACAUGGAUACUUGAUGCAAAUGAAUAAUGCUGGUCUCACAAGGUGUAAGUCUCAAUGCUGAAUAUUUCAGGGAGCUCCUGAUUGGUGAGGGUCAUUUUCUUUUCCACUGAGCAGCACAGGUCUGCUUUUAGCAUGACCAUCGAAGCUGUUAUACCCAUCAUGCUGUUGGCUUUCUUCUUAUACUGUUUCUUCUUAUACAUGUUUUGAGUCAGCUUUGUUUCUCUUUGCCUACAGGCACCACAUAC